Athalia rosae (coleseed sawfly) is the source of this 831-nucleotide messenger RNA. RefSeq names its product peptidyl-prolyl cis-trans isomerase-like 3. Gene Ontology annotation, biological process: protein folding; protein peptidyl-prolyl isomerization. The record is from RefSeq and is a predicted model, not a curated record. Gene Ontology annotation, molecular function: peptidyl-prolyl cis-trans isomerase activity. The coding region runs from base 136 to 684 and encodes 182 amino acids. Gene Ontology annotation, cellular component: catalytic step 2 spliceosome. The transcript is spliced from 4 exons. NCBI's taxonomy places the organism in Eukaryota, Metazoa, Arthropoda, Insecta, Hymenoptera, Athaliidae.
CCGUAGGUUUACUGUUGUCACUCUAGUUGUCACUGUCAACGAAUUCUACCGGUAGUUUUAGAUAAAAUGUUGAGGUUCGGAUAAUAAGCUUCAUCAACUUUGUUUAUCAACGAUCAUUAUUUCAAUUAUGCCAAAAUGAGUGUGACGUUACAUACCGACGUAGGUGACAUCAAAAUUGAAGUAUUUUGCGAACUUUGUCCAAAAACAUGCGAGGUAAUUAUCGGUCAAAUUUCAUUUACUAACCUCUUACAUGUUCCGUUAUUCCAAGACUUAUUCAAUUUUUUGGCCCUGUGUGCAAGCGACUAUUACAAUGGUUGUUUAUUCCAUCGGAAUAUCAAAGGUUUCAUUAUUCAAACCGGUGAUCCAACACAUACUGGAAAGGGUGGUACUUCCAUUUGGAAUCGUAAAUUUGAGGAUGAAUUCAAAGAAGAAUUAAAACACAAUGCUAGAGGUCUUGUAUCAAUGGCAAAUAAUGGCCCCAACUCAAAUGGAAGUCAGUUUUUUAUAUCGUACGCACCACAGCCACAUCUGGACUUGAAAUACACUUUAUUUGGCAAAGUAAUCGAUGGGCUUGAUACCCUUGAGGAGUUGGAAAAGCUACCAACAAAUCCAAAGAACUUUAAACCACUUACAGAGACAAGAAUUAAUACAGUAACAAUUCAUGCAAACCCUCUUGCAGGAUGAUUAGAUGAAAUUAAGUGAAUAACGCAUUUCCAAUCGGAAUCAUUGUAAUAAAAGGUACCUGAUAUUUUGUGACAUCGAAUUAGGUUUGAUGUUACUACAGUAAUUCUAAAAAAUAAUUGCAAUAGUAAUAAAUCAAAUAAUAUCACA